CGGCUUCCCGUCGCCCACACUUCCUCCCGCGGCGGCCGUCUCGGUGGGCGGGAUGGCGGCGGCCCCGGGUAGCGGAAGCGCCUCUGCGCCCCGGCUGCAUCUGUUCCUGCUUUUUCUGCUGCUGUGGACCCCGGCCGGGGUCCGGGCUGUCCCCGACGAAGACCUGAGCCACCGGAACAAGGAACCGCCGGCGCCUGCUCAGCAGCUGCAGCCCCAGCCCGUAGCCGUGCAGGGUCCGGAGCCUGCGCGGGCCGAGAAAGGACUCACACCAGCUGUCCCAGUUCAUACCCAUAAAGAAGAUGAAGCUACCCAAACUAAUUUGGGAUUUAUCCAUGCAUUUGUCGCUGCCAUAUCAGUUAUUAUUGUAUCCGAACUGGGUGAUAAGACAUUUUUUAUAGCAGCCAUUAUGGCAAUGCGCUAUAAUCGUUUGACGGUGUUGGCUGGUGCUAUGCUUGCCUUGGGCUUAAUGACGUGCUUGUCAGUUUUGUUUGGCUAUGCCACCACAGUCAUCCCCAGGGUGUAUACCUACUAUGUUUCAACUGCAUUAUUUGCCAUUUUUGGCAUUCGAAUGCUUCGGGAAGGCUUAAAGAUGAGUCCAGAUGAAGGUCAAGAGGAAUUGGAAGAAGUUCAAGCGGAAUUAAAGAAAAAAGAUGAAGAAUUUCAACGAACCAAACUCUUAAAUGGACCAGGAGAUGUUGAAACGGGUACAAGCACGAUACCUCAGAAAAAGUGGCUGCAUUUUAUUUCACCAAUCUUUGUUCAAGCUCUUACAUUAACAUUCUUAGCAGAGUGGGGUGAUCGCUCUCAACUAACUACAAUUGUUUUGGCAGCUAGAGAGGACCCCUAUGGUGUAGCUGUGGGAGGGACAGUGGGACACUGCUUAUGCACUGGACUGGCUGUAAUUGGAGGAAGAAUGAUAGCACAAAAAAUCUCUGUCAGAACUGUGACGAUCAUAGGAGGCAUCGUAUUUUUGGCGUUUGCAUUUUCUGCACUAUUUAUAAGUCCCGAUUCUGGUUUUUAACAAGUUCUUUAUUCAUCUGUAUUUAGUUUAAGAUAGGUAACUCUUGUGUUUAUGUACAUAGUGUACAUUGAAACUAAAGGUGAUGGGAAAUACUGUAUUUUGUAGCAAUGAGUUAUGAUGUCCAAAACAAAUAAUCAUUGAUUCUAUUUGCAACAUGGAUUUUUAAAAGAAACCUGACGUCUAAGUGUGUAUUUUUCUUUUCUCCAGCAUUAAUUAUGUUAAUAUGGUCUCCUUUUUGAGGACUUUUUUUUGGCUUUUGGGGAGGAUAGUAUAUGCAGAACCAUUGUGCAGUGGGGUCUACCAUUUGAUUUCCUUUCUCAGCACUGACCACUUUAUAAGGAAUAUACUUUUUUUUUCCUGGAUAUCCAAGGUGCUUUCAGAAUUUUUCCUGGGGAAAGAAUGAAUUAAUUUCUGUCUUUUAAAGUAUUCUUCCAAGUCAGUAACAGUAGCUUACUCCUACAUCUUUUCAAAAUUAGGUUUAAAAAAUAAAUAAAUAAAAGAGCAACAGAAGUAAGUAUAUUAGCCAGCUCUUCCACAGGUUCCACAUCCUAGGAUUCAACCAACCACAGAUCAAAAAUACUUGAAAAAAAUGUUAUUGUUGCUGAUGUAUAUACUCUGUAGUUAGGCCUACAAUGGAUGGUUGUGUCUGUACUAAAUAUUUACAGACUUGGCCUGUCAUUAUUCCCUAAAUGUAGUAUAGCAACAACUAUUUACAUAGCAUUUAUAUUGUAUGAGGUAUUAUAAUGUAGAAAUGACCUAAUGUAGAAGUGAGUAGGUUAUAUGAAAAUACUCCAUCGUUUUAUUUGAGACUUGAAAGUCCUUGGACUGGGGAGAGAGUCCUGUAACCAGUCCUCCUUAAACACCAAAGGACAUCUGUACUGUUAUAUCAAUAAUAUGACAAGAAUUGUUUGCCAGGCCAUCCUUCCUCUUUUUUAAAAAAUUGGGUAGGAAACCCAAUAUAAGAGAGUCAAUAUUUGACAAUGUGGAAUUACCAAAUUAAAGGAGAAUACUAUGAGUGUAUUCAUAUUUUUUCUAUAUUGAAUAAACAAUGUAAUAGAUAAAAUGUAAAUAAA
Molecule: messenger RNA, 2094 nt
Organism: Molossus molossus (Pallas's mastiff bat)
Lineage: Eukaryota; Metazoa; Chordata; Mammalia; Chiroptera; Molossidae
Gene: TMEM165
Product: transmembrane protein 165
Exons: 6
Coding region: 53-1021 (322 amino acids)
Biological process (GO): Golgi calcium ion homeostasis; Golgi calcium ion transport; calcium ion transmembrane transport
Cellular component (GO): Golgi apparatus
Molecular function (GO): manganese ion transmembrane transporter activity; calcium ion transmembrane transporter activity
Source: RefSeq, a predicted model, not a curated record